AUCACUGCCAUUAAUUUUAUCAUCACUUGAAGAACACAACACAAAAGAAACCAAAGAGAAAUAAGAAAAACUAGGACCAACCCGUCUUAUAUAAACACUUGUCCACCAAAUCAAUCCAAGGCCAACCAAACUUCUUGAGUUCUAGUUGUCUUUUAUGUCCUUCUCCUUCUCCUUCUCCUUCUCCUUCUUCCACUUCUCUCUCCAACCCCACCUGGGAUAGAGAUUUCUAUUUUUAUGUCGCCUUCCAAAGCUCUCAGCAAAACAUAUACAUCAGCCAUGCAUCUUUCACUCUAACUGUUAACACUAAAAGCAAGGCAUUCUGUUCCAUACACAUGGAAGCUUUUCACUCCUCUAUGACGACCUUACCCUUUUCCUACACUUUCGCUACUACAUUCACUGGAAGUAGUAGUAGUAGUAGUAACACUGCAAAUCAUCCUAUCACUACUCCAUGGAUGGACAGAAGGAUUUGGAGCAAGCUUCCACAGAGGCUGCUUGAUCGUGUGCUUGCUUUUCUUCCACCCCCUGCCUUCUUCCGCGCACGUGCUGUCUGUAAAAGAUGGUAUGCGCUCUUGUUUUCAGACACCUUUCUUGAAAUAUAUCUCCAACUAUCUCCUCGCCACAAUUGGUUCCUUUUCUUCAAACACAAAACCCUCAAGAGCUACAUUUAUAGAAACAGAGGCCUUGGUGGAGAUGUUGACAAUAGCUCACCUUGUGAAGGAUAUCUCUUUGAUCCUUAUGACAUCACAUGGUACCGCCUUUCCUUUGCUUUGGUUCCUGCCGGCUUCUCGCCAGCUUCUUCCUCCGGUGGCUUGGUUUGCUGGGUUUCCGACGAGGCCGGUCCGAAAAGUAUAAUCCUCUGCAACCCUGUUCUUGGCUCUCUUACUCAACUGCCUCCCACGCUAAUUCCCCGGCUCUUCCCUUCCAUUGGGUUAACUGUAAGCCCUUCAUCAAUCGACGUCAUCGUCGCCGGGGAUGACAUGAUUUCUCCUUACGCCGUCAAGAAUCUGACGGCGGAGAACUUUCAUAUUGAUGGGGGUGGGUUUUAUUCAAUAUGGGGAACAACUUCUUCUCUCCCAAGGCUUUGCAGCCUUGAAUCAGGCAGAAUGGUUUACAUGGGAGGAAAAUUCUACUGCAUGAACUACAGCCCUUUCAGCGUUUUAGCUCAUGACAUUUCAACAAACACCUGGUGCAAGAUUCAAGCCCCCAUGCGCAGAUUCCUACGAUCGCCAAGCCUGGUUGAGAGCAGGGGAAAUCUUCUCCUAGUUGCAGCAGUGGAGAAAAGCAAGCUGAAUGUUCCAAAGAGCUUCAGGCUGUGGAGCUUGCAGGCUUGUGGGACCACGUGGGUGGAAGUUGAGAGAAUGCCGCAGCAACUGUAUAUCCAGUUUGAGGAGCUGGAAGGCGGAAAUGGGUUCGAUUGUGUCGGGCAUGGGGAGUUUAUUGUCAUUAUGAUUCGAGGGUCGUCCGACAAGGCUUUGCUGUUGGAUAUUUAUAGGAAGAUUUGGCAGUGGAUUCCGCCGUGUCCUUACUCUCAAGGCGGCGGCGGUGGACGAGGUGGUGAGUUGCAUGGUUUUGCUUAUGAGCCUAGACUUGCUACUCCGGUCACCGGACUUCUGGAUCAGCUGACCACCCUCCCAUUUCAGCCUUUCACCGGUUAAAUAUUAGUAGUAGUAGCAAAAGCAAUGGUUGCAUGCACUUUUGUUGUAGUCGUAGUAAAUGUACGAGGGGGGGAGGAGCUUCUAAUUUUCGCAUAUAUAUGUUUAGGGUUAAUUAAUUAUCUACAUGUUUUGUAUGCGGUUAUGUAAUGCUCUAAUCACUCUAUUUAUGUCUU
This is a messenger RNA of Corylus avellana, 1828 nucleotides long. RefSeq names its product F-box family protein (gene UFO). Lineage: Eukaryota; Viridiplantae; Streptophyta; Magnoliopsida; Fagales; Betulaceae. Gene Ontology annotation, molecular function: protein binding. The record is from RefSeq and is a predicted model, not a curated record.